CGUUCGCCCAUGGAUCUCCGACUUGCCAUGAUUAAAGUGCACGUCGCCGAAUCCGGAAGCAAAUGCCUCCUCAACCUCACCUUCUCCCAAAUCUCCUUCUCCGCACCGAUCCCGAGUUCGAUCACCGGCCAGCGGGCGGGUGGAUGAGCAUGGAGGCGUCCUCGUGGGACGCCCUUCGGAAACAGAGCAAGGAUGGAAGGAUGCUUUGGAUUCAUGAAUUAGAUCAUGGUGUGGAGUGGUAAAGAGAACAUGAAGAGAUGAAAAGGAGGCAUUGGAGGAGUACAAAUGACCCAGUUUCAUCACAUUACCAGGCGAGGAAGAUUGAAACUCAGUUGGAUGAUCAGAUGAGUUCAUAUCGCAGAUUGGUUUCAACAAAACCUGAUGGAUCAGAAAAUGAGUUAGAAUCUGGAAUUGAACAUUUAUUGAAGCAACUCCAGCAAGUCAACUUGCAGAUGCAAACUUGGGUUUCUUCUGGUAGCUCACAGAUUAUUUCUCAUACAUUGACACGGCAUAAAGAAAUUCUGCAAGACCUUACUCAGGAGUUUUUUCGCCUUCGCUCUAGUCUCAGAGCAAAGCAAGAACGUUCUUCACUUCUAGACUUCAGGGAUUUUGAUAGGGCAAAAGCGGACUUGGAAGAGGGUGCAGAUUCUGCUGAACAAGCUUUGCUUAAAGAACACACAGCUAUAAGUAGAAGUUCAGGGCAGAUGGAUAAUGUAAUAUCUCAAGCCCAAGCCACACUAGGGACACUUGUUCUUCAGCGCACGACAUUUGGUGGCAUCAGCACAAAGACGAGCAACGUUAGCAGUAGACUUCCUACGGUAAAUCAUAUUCUGUCAGCAAUUAGAAGGAAAAAGUCGAUGGACACUAUUGUUCUUUCCCUUGUCGCCUCGGUUUGUACAUUUUUUAUCUUGAUUUACUGGUUGUCGAAGUGACUGCUCCUAAAAGUGAGGCCCAUAAAGGAUCGAUUUGCGUAUGUUAGUACGUACAUGGUUCUGCCAGGAACAUGCUUGUUUUUGUACCUUAUAGUAUAGAGAAGAAGCAUUCACCCUUGCCCUGUUCA
Messenger RNA from Musa acuminata AAA Group (dessert banana), 1060 nucleotides. RefSeq names its product Golgi SNAP receptor complex member 1-1-like. The record is from RefSeq and is a predicted model, not a curated record. Gene Ontology annotation, molecular function: SNAP receptor activity. Gene Ontology annotation, cellular component: Golgi membrane; SNARE complex; Golgi medial cisterna. Gene Ontology annotation, biological process: endoplasmic reticulum to Golgi vesicle-mediated transport; vesicle fusion. NCBI's taxonomy places the organism in Eukaryota, Viridiplantae, Streptophyta, Magnoliopsida, Zingiberales, Musaceae. The coding region runs from base 258 to 932 and encodes 224 amino acids. The transcript is spliced from 6 exons.